Siniperca chuatsi (mandarin fish) is the source of this 1911-nucleotide messenger RNA. RefSeq names its product solute carrier family 14 member 2 (gene slc14a2). Lineage: Eukaryota; Metazoa; Chordata; Actinopteri; Centrarchiformes; Sinipercidae. Gene Ontology annotation, cellular component: membrane. The coding region runs from base 99 to 1661 and encodes 520 amino acids. The record is from RefSeq and is a predicted model, not a curated record. The transcript has 10 exons. Gene Ontology annotation, biological process: urea transmembrane transport. Gene Ontology annotation, molecular function: urea transmembrane transporter activity.
CAGAGAAACAGAAGAGGUGGGGUUUUCUUUGUGGUCUGUUGCUAUAUAAGCCUUCAGUGGAAAUCUGUAUUGUAAAGCUUGAGAGAAGCUGGUAACUCAUGCAGCCUAUUCUGGGACAUAUGCCUGGAUCACAUUGCACAAAGGACAGUCAGAAGAAUAUCGACUAUUCCACUUCUGCUGCACUGUCCACCACCUCUCCUGCCACCACCUUCAUUGAGCUCCAGCCCCUGAUGGCGCACCCGCAGUCUGAGCAUAAUAACUCCCAGGAGGACAGGAAGGAGAAGGAUCCCAUGCAGCAGCCUGGACCCACAACCCUGCACAGGGCCAGAGCCUGCUUCUUUAAAGGAGUCUCAUACUUCUCUGGUGACAUGGAAGUGUUUGGAAAAUGGAUGGAAAAACAGUUUUUCUUGCUGCAGUUACUGGACUGGGUUUUGCGUGGAGCUGCUCAAGUGAUGUUUGUCAACAACCCUCUAAGUGGCCUCAUCAUUUUUGCUGGCCUCAUCCUGCAGAACUACUGGUGGGCUCUCAACGGCUUUGUGGGCACUCUCUUUGCCACCAUUUCUGCCCUUAUUCUGCAACAGAACAGAGGUGCAAUAGCUGCAGGGCUGUAUGGUUACAAUGGCAUCCUGGUGGGACUGCUGAUGGCUGUGUUCUCCAAAGCAGGAGACUGGUACUGGUGGCUCCUGCUACCCAACAUCUUCAUGUCCAUGAUGUGCCCGAUUGUGUCCAGUGCCCUGGCAUCUAUUAACAGUCGCUGGGAUCUGCCAGUGUUCACUCUGCCGUUCAACAUCCUGGUGUGUCUCCACAUGGUCGCCACCGGCCACUACAACCACCACUUCCCCCAAGUCCUCAUUCAGCCUCGCUCAGAGCUGCCCAACAUCACCUGGGCUGAAAUAGAUGUAGCCAAGCUGUUCAUGUCAGUGCCUGUGGGGAUAGGCCAGGUCUACGGCUGUGACAACCCUUGGACAGGAGGAAUCUUCAUCAUCUCACUCUUCAUCUCCUCCCCUAUCACCUGCGCUCAUGCCAUCCUGGGAUCUGCCGUGGGCAUGGUUUCUGGCCUAGCUCUGGCAGCUCCUUUUGGAGACAUUUACUUUGGCCUCUGGGGAUACAACUGUGUGUUAGCCUGCAUUGCCAUCGGAGGAAUGUUUUAUGCUCUCACCUGGCAGGUGCACCUGCUUGCCAUCACAUGUGCUUUUUUUUGUGCAUACCUCGGCUCAGCCAUUGCCAAUAUCAUGUCCAGGUUUGGUCUGCCAGCCUGCACCUGGCCUUUCUGUCUCUCUGCCCUGACUUUCCUCCUCUUAACAACGGGGACCAAUAAGAUUUUCAAGCUGCCACUGGCCAAAGUCACCUACCCCGAGAAAAACCUGGGCUUCUUCUGGAAGCUGAAGAAGCAGGAAAAAAUGGAGAAGGCUGAGAAAGAGAUGAAAGAGAGGGAGGAGCAGCAGAAAGCCAUUGAAGAAGAAGUAAUACUAAACGAGAAAGAGCAACUAAGGCUAGAGCUUGAAACAAUGGAAGAAGGGAGAGUAGUAAAUGAGGCAUCAGAGGGUAAAACUGACAACACAAAUGUCGAAGACCAUGCACCUGGGGUUGAUCAACAGGUUACUGAAGAAGAAAUCAGACACAAUGAUCUAACCGAGGUCGCUGUUACUGAUUAUGUUUAAUACUAUAUUUCUCCAGAGACAGAGAGUGAGAUGAUAUGUUAAUGGCACCUAAAUGCAUGAAGAAUGUAAAUAAGUGUAUCUGUAAAUAUUCUUUCAGAGUAUUUGUAUAUUUUACUAUACGUUGAAAACAUAUGCUGGCAGUUCUUUGAGUCCAGUUGAUGUUUUACUGGAUGAUUUGAUGACAUGUAGCCUUUAUUUGUUUAUAUAUUAAAUGUAUAUAUUUUUUAAAUACAUUAUUUUGUAAUAAUCA